Molecule: messenger RNA, 1720 nt
Organism: Lepus europaeus (European hare)
Lineage: Eukaryota; Metazoa; Chordata; Mammalia; Lagomorpha; Leporidae
Gene: C14H1orf21
Product: chromosome 14 C1orf21 homolog
Exons: 6
Coding region: 195-560 (121 amino acids)
Source: RefSeq, a predicted model, not a curated record
AGGGGCCGGCGAGGCGGACCGGGGCGGGGGGCCGCGGGGGCCGCCUCAGCCCCCCGCGAGCGCCCGAGGUGCUCCCGGCCGGACCGACCCAGCCGCAAGGUGGACGUGCCUCUCGUGCCCGGAGGAGGACGAUGCCGGCUUGUCUGUAGCGAUGGUCAGCGGUUCAGCGCGGCUGAAGCUCAGCGAAUGAGACUAUGGGCUGUGCCUCCGCCAAGCAUGUUGCCACCGUUCAGAACGACGAGGAGGCCCAGAAGGGGAAGAGCUUCCAGAACGGAGACGUGUUUGGCGAUGAGUACAGAAUCAAGCCAGUGGAGGAGGUCAAGUACAUGAAGAACGGGGCCGAGGAGGAGCAGAAGGUAGCAGCCAGGAACCAGGAGAACCUGGAGAAAAGCGCCAGCUCAAACGUCAGACUAAAAACUAACAAAGAGGUCCCGGGAUUGGUGCACCAGCCCCGAGCAAACAUGCACAUCUCAGAGAGCCAGCAGGAGUUCUUCCGGAUGCUGGAUGAGAAGAUUGAGAAGGGUCGCGAUUACUGUUCGGAAGAGGAGGACGUCACAUAGCACCGGCCACGCCGCCCGGACCGGGAGCAGCGACUACUGUGUAAAUAGGUUGCACCCCCGUGGAAAUCUGUGCAGAGAUCGGUUCUCUCCGGCAAACAGCCUCAUAGCAAAGGAGACAGCUCCGUGUCGUCCGCCCCUCAGACUUCAGUGUCCCCUCGCGGACUUGCGGGGACGCUGCUCCGCACACAGCGCCCACCGCUGCCCGGCUUCGGCUUCCCUCCUUGCUGCUAGUUCAAGCUCGUCUCCCGCGUGCAGCUCCGCCCGGCCGCUGCGGCGCGCGCGCUCUCCUGCCGGAUGAGGCCGCUGCGCUCCCUGGCACACUUCUCCCCCCUGGUUCUGCCUCCCAGGCAAGCAUCGCCCGCCCGCCGCCGCCCGCCGCUCCUCCCCGUCUGGCGAGCGGGCCGAGACGGCGGAGCCGGAGCCAUGUUUCUCGCUGGCAGUGCUGGGCUUUGGCCGGGGCGAGCCCGGCCUCUGCCCGGAAGAAGCGGAGACACUGCCUUGGGUUAAAGGCGUGUGGGACGUGGCUCCUGCAGGUGGCCCGGGGGCGGGCACCCAGCGUCCCCUCGGCCGGGCGUCUGGGCCCAGGCCACAGCCCACAGCAGCCAGGGGCUCCACCUGGACGCACGCAGAUGGCCGUGUGGUCACAAUCACUUUGAAUCCCCCGUCCUCACUUUUUUUUUCUAAGAAAAUAAACAUUUUACUGUUUGUAUGUAUCCCGUCUCCUCCCAUUCUUGGAGCUCCCUGUGGUCAGAGGAUCCUGGACGUGGAAGCCCAGCCCUGCCCGCCCCGCCCCCCGGCCACCUGCCCAGCAGCAGCAGGGGUUGGGAGUGGGCAGGGGGCACCCCACGGCCUCAGGGGACCUGGGCCACCCUGUGAGCACACCAGCCAUCCCACUCCCCCGGUCCCUGUCCAAGACACCGCGCGAGCCUUGCCACUUCCCUACCCUUCCCCUACAGCCCUGGGUGCCGGGGAGCAGUGCCUGCCUCCUGGAAGCCGGCCCUGAUUGUCCCCGGAAGUGCAGAAGCCAAGAGCCCCUGGCCGCGGCGGGGCGCGUUGACUGUGUUCCGUAGAGUUUAUUUUUCCAUACGAAGCCAAUGGCCCCUUCUCAAAGCCAGAAGUCCUAUUUUUAACAAAUGUUGUCACAAGUAAAUAGCAACAAA